This is a messenger RNA of Athene cunicularia (burrowing owl), 5668 nucleotides long. RefSeq names its product forkhead box O3 (gene FOXO3). Gene Ontology annotation, biological process: regulation of transcription by RNA polymerase II. Lineage: Eukaryota; Metazoa; Chordata; Aves; Strigiformes; Strigidae. Gene Ontology annotation, molecular function: DNA-binding transcription factor activity, RNA polymerase II-specific; RNA polymerase II cis-regulatory region sequence-specific DNA binding. The transcript has 3 exons. Bases 134 to 1453 code for a protein of 439 amino acids. Gene Ontology annotation, cellular component: nucleus; mitochondrial matrix. The record is from RefSeq and is a predicted model, not a curated record.
AGAGCAGCAUAAAUAGACUGGCCUACAUUGAAAUGAUUCCUGGAGGAAAGAGAAUUCGAUCCGGCACAACUUGUCACUCCACAGCCGAUUCGUCAGGGUGCAGAAUGAAGGCACUGGGAAAAGCUCUUGGUGGAUGAUCAAUCCAGAUGGUGGAAAAGGUGGGAAGGCACCCCGGAGACGUGCUGUGUCAAUGGACAACAGCAACAAGUACACAAAGAGCAGAGGGCGGGCUGCUAAGAAAAAGGCAGCCCUACAGACUGCCCAGGAGACGAGUGAGGACAGCCCUUCUCAGCUCUCCAAGUGGCCAGGGAGUCCCACCUCCCGCAGCAGCGAUGAGCUGGAUGCAUGGACGGAUUUUCGCUCCCGUACAAAUUCAAAUGCCAGUACGAUCAGUGGCCGCUUGUCACCGAUUUUGGCAAGCACCGAACUAGAUGAUGUUCAAGAUGACGAUGCUCCGCUUUCUCCCAUGCUGUACAGCAGUCCAUCGAGCUUGUCCCCAUCGGUAAACAAACCGUGUACUGUGGAGUUGCCUAGGUUGACUGAUAUGGCUGGGACAAUGAAUUUGAACGAUGGACUGACAGAUAACCUCAUGGAUGAUCUCUUGGACAAUAUAACACUCCCUCCCUCCCAGCAGUCGCCCACAGGAGGGAUAAUGCAGAGAAGCUCCAGUUUUCCUUAUGGUUCCAAAGGUUCAGGGCUGGGUUCCCCAUCGAGUAGUUUCAAUAACACCGUGUUCGGGCCGUCGUCCCUGAAUUCCCUCCGCCAGUCGCCCAUGCAGACCAUUCAGGAGAACAAGCAGGCCACCUUCUCUUCCAUUUCUCAUUACAACAACCAGACGCUGCAGGAUCUCCUCGCCUCUGAUGCACUUAGUCACAGCGAUGUCAUGAUGACACAGUCUGACCCACUCAUGUCACAAGCCAGCACAGCUGUGUCUGCCCAGAAUUCCCGCAGGAAUAUAAUGCUCCGCAACGACCCCAUGAUGUCGUUUGCCGCGCAGUCCAGCCAGGGCAGUCUGGUCAAUCAGAACCUGCCCCAUCACCAGCACCAGUCCCACAACUCCUCUCUUAGUGGCAGCCGUGCCUUGUCCAAUUCCAUCAGUAACAUAGGCUUGAGUGACUCGAACAGCUUGGGAUCCACCAAACAUCAGCAGUCACCUGUCAAUCAGUCUAUGCAAACACUUUCUGACCCGCUCUCAGGCUCCUCUUUGUACUCCUCUAGCGUGAACCUCCCGGUCAUGGGACACGAGAAAUUCCCAAGUGACUUGGACCUGGAUAUUUUCAAUGGGAGCCUGGAGUGUGACAUGGAGUCCAUUAUCCGCAGUGAACUCAUGGAUGCAGAUGGGCUGGAUUUUAACUUUGAUUCCCUCAUCUCAGCUCAGAACGUUGUCAGUCUGAAUGUGGGGAACUUCACUGGUGCUAAACAGGCUUCAUCACAGAGUUGGGUACCAGGCUGAAGGAUCUUUGAGAACAGGGAAAAUGGGCAAACAGGCCCUCAAACUGACACGAGAUGUAGAGAGAGAACCCUUUGCCAAAUCUGCUGUCAGCAAGUGGACAGUGAUACUGUUUACAGCUUAUGACCUUUGUGAACCCUGCAUUAUUUUCCUAAUGAAGCAGACUGUUAAUAGGCCCUUUACCGGAGUGAAGAUCCUCUUUUUUUUCCUUUUCUUUUUUUUUUUUCUCUUUUUUUUGGGAAUUGAACUCAUAAUGAAGUAUGCAAAAUCUUCCUUUUCUGGGAUGGCCAAGCACCUGCUGUGGAGACAAUGUUCAGCACCAUCCUGUUGAGAACACAUGUAGCCUUUACAGUAGUUACUUGUCAAUGAGUAUGUGGUGUUUCAAUAUAUUAAUGGUUUAUGGGAUGUUUUAAGUUGGCUUUUCUUUUUGGAGAUUUCCCCCAUCUGCCCACCCUCCCCCCUACAACCUCCAGUUUGAUUUCCUUAGAUUUUUGACCAUUUUUGCUUUCUCUCCCUGGGGAAUCUGAAGUACUGCGCAAGUGCAAGGAAACGAUCAUAACCCAACACUGCUCAGACGUCAGGGUUUUCGGAAUAUACAGCAUUUGUUAUAACAAUCAACCGGCUGAAUUCCAGAGAGAGGUGAUGUGUGUGGUCUGUUUGUUUGUUGGGUUGGUUUGUUUGUUUCUUUCUUAUUCUUUCCUUAAAUUUAAUGGUACACCCCUGUUUUCCAUAAGCGUCAAACUAGGGUUGAUUGCAAAACAAGGGAAGCUAGCGAGUUUGCCUCUUGGCUCAUGAGGAUGGACUGACAGCGGGUACCGUUGCCCUCAUGUUCACCGAGGCAGGAGCCCAUUUGCUGCCCGCUGGAGCAGGCUCCCCUCCUGCCUUAUGUUAAGCAAGGCUGCCCCUACCGCCACAGCAAGCUGGUAAGGAGUUAUAAGCUGAGCUGCCAGACAAGUUGAACAUAAACACCUGUAAAGAUGUGUCUGAAAAAGUGAAAAUUAAGGGAAAUAUGCCACUUCACAGAAAAGCUAAGCGUAGAGGCUGGGCAUUGGCAGGUGACUUGCAGUGGCAAUGCGGGGAGUUAAGACACAGGUCAUUGCAGGGUGCAUUACUGCAUCAGUGAUCCUUUUUUUGUUUGUUUUGGACAUAUCCUUAAUUAUUUUUUCCUUCUCAUUAUGUAUAAUCCUUUGUGGCGGAAGAAGCAGGAGAGGGAAUAGCAAGGUGACAGUAUUAUACAAAUGGCUUUUCAUAUGAGCAUAGAUUGUAACAGGAUAAAUGACACAGAAAGACAAGGCAGUUUUAUAUAUUUUGCUUCUAAUAUUUUCUUUUGUAAAAUGAAUAAUAAUGAAUAAAAGGUAUGGUGCUGUAUAGAUCCUCUCUAUAAUCUGGAAAGUUUGAUUACUUUUUAUUAGUAUCUUGUGGGGGGAGGGAUACAAAAAGAGAGGGGAAAAUAUCAAUGGUACAUAGGAACUUGGUAUGAGGACGUUCUGAAUAAGGACAGUGUAUACAUAAUUCUCCAAAGCGAUAUAUGAAGUUUUUUUUCCUUUGCAUAAAAGCGUUAUGCAUAUAAAUAUAUAAAUAUAUUUUAUUAUGUACAGAAAUGGAUCAUUAUGCAUGGAUGUUAGGAAAACAAACUAGCAUUUUAACCCAAAGUCUCAGUGCAUGAGUUCCCACCAACCUGUGUCCCAUGCAAUGUGGAGUGACUCCCUCUUGCCACUGCCACCGCACAUGCACAGUCAUGCACACACACACACACACACACACACAGAGAAUAGCAUUCGUGGGCCCUUCCUCACUCCUUACUUUCCAGGUCCCUGAGGUGAUAUUGGUGAAACAACAGCUCCUAGUGUCAUGGAAGUUUUGUUUUUGUACCGUAGCCCCCAUGCUGUUCUCUCGUAAAGAUGCACCUCUUGGUUUCUCCCGCAAUUUUGACUGUGUAGACUCUGUGCAGUUGUGGUUAUUGUAGCCCUGUAGCAUAUCAAAUCUUCCAAGCAGCCAAGGGUUUAUCAUUUGCCUUCUAAAAAAUUUCUCUUUUCUUUUUACACCCAGGCGGUCUAUUUGUCAGUGUGGAGACUAGUUUAUGACAUUUAUUGGAAUUAGCUGAUGCUCAUUGCCCAUCUGUGUCAGCAACCAGCUACCCAGGAUGCUUGUAUGGCACAGUAGUCACCUGGCCUAGAGCUUGUUUUGCUUAUCGAGUCUAGUUGCAGGCACUUUUUACCAAAAUUGAUUGAGAGCUUUAUCACCAGCCUCCUCUUGAGUGUGUAGCAUUAACUCUCAGCUUCCCAGUACACCCUGAAAUGUGAGUGUACACUGAAAGAUUUCUCUCUGGUGCUUCUUUACCUGAGGUUCUCCACACCUGCUGCCCUGCAGCUAGGCUCGUGCCCUGCCCCAUGGUUUUGGCCACCAGAAGAGCUGACUCAGUGGCUCCUCAUGCUGGGUGCAUCAUCUGGCCCCUGCACAGAUGAGCCCUUGGUGAGACUUUGGGUGCCUGCCCAAAGAACCACCGAACAGGUCGCUGACAGCACCAGUAAGGCCUGACUUGAUAGUAUGGCCAAGGUGACCAAAAACCUUUUUUUUUUUUUUUUUCUUGGUACAGAUGCAGUUCUUAUCAAAGGGAAGGAAAAGCCCAUUAGCUUAAACCAAAUGGGGGCAACUUCUGCUUUGCUAUGGCAACCUAGCACCACUGAGUUCAGUGGAGCUAGCUCCUGCUGGCAGAAAUAAGAGCAAAAUCUGUGGUCUGCUCUGUUCAGAAAAUGGAGGAAAGAUACUUGAUUUAGAGACAGCCCUUCAAUGGCAGAGAAAUGGAUUUUUUUUAUUAAAAAAAAAAAAAAGCAUUAGCAGCUGAAAGGCUUAACCUGCCUCCCAGCAAUGUCAAGGAAAGCAUUUCCAUAGGUGCGGCUGGGACACCUUGGGCCCGUGCUUUGGACAUCCCAGCACUUAAUGAUGAGGGGCAGACUUGGCCAACCUCUUCGGUUUGGUUUGGUUUCUGUUGCUCAUUUUUGGAGCCAGAAUUUUCAAAUGGAUGUGCCUGGUGUCAGGCACCAAAUGUUGGGGACUCCAACACGGUCAUGGGGGGCAAGCUGCUUUGCCCUUCUUGCUUCUCAAAGGAAGGAGAGGUGCCAGGUCCCCCAGGGCCAGGGGAAGGUCACCACCCUCUGUGCCUGCUGAGGUGCCCAGCAAACUCCCUCCUCUCCAGAGGUGCUAAAUAAAUCUCACUGAAUUCAAAGGGCCACUUAUUUAGGUGUCAAAAUACAGACUUGAAUAACUAAUUUUGGAAACCUACCUUUUGAAAAUUUGGCCUUUGAGUCUUUGAACAUGUUUAUGCAUAGAAGUUUUCCUUCUGAAACCAUGUAAAACAGAUAAAGGUCCAGCACAAUUAUGUAGUUACCGUUUAAACACUUGGUCUAAACAAAAGGUCUAAAAGGUGACAUUUAUGCAGUUCCUAGUCACAGGUUUGAGGCUUGAUUUAAUGAUUUUUGUAAAAAAAAAUUUUCUUGAGAAUGAUUAGAUAGCUGACCACUGCUUAACUCAAGAAAUUUUUGUGCCACUGCUUCAAAACGUUACCUUUUAGGUCAUGUAUUUCUCUGAAAUGAUGUCAUUGCUUGGCAAUCAGUGUCCUGUAAGUGUUUCUAGUACACGAUAUACUUUAGGAAUUGCCAACAGAUGCGAAGGGGGACCAGAUACAUUUCGUUACUAUGGGUUGGAAAAAAUGGAUUGUACAUUUGGCUUCACAUGUUUAACUUUUUUUUAAAAAAAGUUGCAUGAUUGGAAAAAAUAUGUAUACAGUAUCUGUAAAACUGUUUUAUCUGUUUUUGUUUCAAGCCAUGUAAAUUGGAAGAAUAUUAAAUCCACAGCCUUAUCGCGCAUGGCCGUCUUUACAUACCGAAGAGCUGAACAGUUUAUACUUUUCAUUUGGGCUAUCUUGUACUUUCAUUUGAAAGCAGACACUCUCAUGUUGCAGUCUUACUGAAGAUUUUAUAUGUAAAAACAAGAAAAAAGAUGCUGCCCUGGAGGAAUAUACUACCUUACUACACAGAGGUUGGAAGGAAGUUUGUUUUGGAGCAAAACCUGCCCCUUUCCAAACGAAGUAGAGACGCAGUGCUUACUCCACUUGGUGUUAGUAGAUAUUGCCUUGUGUAUUCCAUUUUAAAUUGUAAUCUAGUUUGUAAAAGAGAUGGUGACGCAUGUAAAUAAAGCAUAAUUGAUCUCUACAUUGCA